This is a messenger RNA of Arabidopsis arenosa, 1243 nucleotides long. The record is from the annotation of a GenBank genome assembly. Lineage: Eukaryota; Viridiplantae; Streptophyta; Magnoliopsida; Brassicales; Brassicaceae.
GUUCUUCACACCAAACUCGAGAGAAAACCCGAGAGUUCCCGAGCGAGCCUCCGCGAGAGUGGUCGAGUCUAGGCGUCGGGUAGUCGAGAGCAACGAAAGAUUAAAUUACGCGCGAUUACCGUUAGUUGCGGUAAGAGUGAGGUGUUGAAGAGUGAUUUAAUGGAACCUGAAGCAGAAACGUUGGUGAACAAGAGAAAUCUUUAUGCUCCUAUUGAGCCAUAUAGCACUGGAAAUUUAAAAGUUUCAGAUGUUCACACACUCUACUGGGAGCAAUCAGGAAAACCCGAUGGACACCCAGUUGUUUUUCUUCACGGAGGGCCGGGAGGAGGGACAGCUCCUGGUAAUAGGAGAGUCUUCGAUCCUGAGUUUUAUCGCAUUAUUCUGUUUGACCAGAGAGGUGCAGGAAAGAGUACACCACAUGCUUGCUUGGAGGAAAACACCACAUGGGACCUUGUGAAUGAUAUUGAAAAACUAAGAGAAUAUUUGAAAAUACCGGAAUGGCUGGUUUUUGGUGGAUCAUGGGGAAGCACUCUAGCACUUGCGUACAGCCAGUCUCACCCUGACAAGGUUACUGGUUUAGUCCUUAGAGGGAUCUUUUUGUUGCGUAAAAAGGAGAUUGAUUGGUUUUAUGAGGGUGGUGCUGCUGCUAUAUACCCUGAUGCUUGGGAGGAGUUCAGAGAUCUUAUUCCAGAAAACGAGAGAGGUAGCCUUGUAGAUGCAUAUCACAAAAGAUUGAAUUCUGAUGAUCUGGAAACUCAAUAUGCAGCUGCAAGAGCUUGGACUAAAUGGGAAAUGAUGACUGCUUAUCUUCGUCCAAAUCUUGAAAACGUUCAGAAGGCAGAAGAUGAUAAAUUUUCAUUGGCGUUUGCAAGGAUUGAAAAUCACUACUUUGUUAACAAAGGUUUCUUUCCAUCGGACUCAUACUUGCUAGACAAUGUUGAUAAAAUACGGCAUAUCAAGACUACCAUUGUUCAGGGAAGGUAUGACGUAUGCUGUCCUAUGAUGUCUGCUUGGGAUCUGCACAAAGCAUGGCCAGAGGCAGAACUCAAGAUUGUUUACGAUGCUGGGCACUCAGCAAAUGAGCCAGGAAUAGCAGCGGAACUCGUGGUUGCCAAUGAAAAGAUGAAAGCACUUAUGGGAUGAAGUAUUUGAUGGAAAGAAAGCUGCUCAUUUUGUUCAUUUCGUCGGGACCUAUGUUCAUAUUUUCAAGUUUGUUACUACAAAGUAAACAUCACAUUCACGU